GCUGCUCUUAUAGAGGCUCUCUGGCAGGCUCGUACACCAAGUAACCACCAGAGCUCAUCACCAGCUUCAAUUAUUGCGGCGAUUAAUCAGCUUAAGAAGGGGGCUGAGAUAAUGAUGCUCUCGGCUGAGCUAAUGCGCGAUCGAAUUGCCAGCCUUGAGAGAGCUAAUACAGCAGUAUCAGAGCGUAGAAAACGUAAGAAAAAGCGGAUACAGAAGCAAGGAGUCCUCUCAAAGGGAGCUGGCGAGGAUCUACUCGCUCAGCGUGAGGCUGAUCAGCAGAUUGCUUAUGAAGAGCGUCAAGAAGGAGCGCGAUUAAGUGUCAGCCGCCAGGCUCUUGCGCGCUGUAGCAGGUGUAGGGAGACUGGUCACAAUGCACGUACAUGCAAGAAAGAUAUCUUAGAUAGUACUUAA
Bipolaris oryzae ATCC 44560 is the source of this 411-nucleotide messenger RNA. RefSeq lists its product as uncharacterized. NCBI's taxonomy places the organism in Eukaryota, Fungi, Ascomycota, Dothideomycetes, Pleosporales, Pleosporaceae. The record is from RefSeq and is a predicted model, not a curated record. The transcript is spliced from 2 exons. The annotation marks the transcript as partial.